Molecule: messenger RNA, 480 nt
Organism: Lepus europaeus (European hare)
Lineage: Eukaryota; Metazoa; Chordata; Mammalia; Lagomorpha; Leporidae
Product: transcription factor BTF3-like
Exons: 1
Coding region: 13-480 (155 amino acids)
Cellular component (GO): nascent polypeptide-associated complex; cytosol
Source: RefSeq, a predicted model, not a curated record
AAAGAAACUAUCAUGAACCAGGAAAAAUUUGCCAAACUGCAGGCAAAAUUGUGCAUGGGUGGGAAAGGAACCCCUCACAGAAAGAAGAAGGUGGUUCACAGAACAGAGACAGUUGAUGAUAAAAAGCUUCAGUUGUCCUUAAAGAAAUUAGUGAUUAAUGCCUCUGGUAUUGAAGAGGUAAAUAUGUUUACAAGCCAAGGAACACUGAACCAUUUUAACAAACCUAAAGGUCGUGCUUCUGAGGCAGCAAACACUGUUACAGGUCGUGCUGAGACAAAGCAGCCAACAGAAACGCUCCCCAGCACCUUCAGCCAGCGUGGUGCAGACAGCCUGAGUAGUCUGAGCAGGCUGGCUGAAGCUCUACCAGUGCAAUCGGAGGAUGAAGAAGCACCACUUGCUACUGGAGAAGAUGAUGAUGAUGUUGAAGUUCCAGAUCUUGUGGGGAAUAUUGAUGAGGCCCCGAAGGAUGAGGCAGACUGA